AUGCCCCUCUACCGCCCCUCCAACCCAGACGCUCCCGUCCUCUCCCACUUCUCCCUGCACGGCAAAGUCGCCGCCGUCACGGGCGGCGCCCGCGGCAUCGGCCUCGAAAUCGCGCGCGGCCUCGCCGAAGCCGGCGCCUCCGUCGCCAUCAUCUACAGCAGCAGCCACCACGCCCACGACACCGCGUCCCAAAUCGCCGCCUCUACGGGCGCCAAAGUCGCCGCUUACCAAGGCGACGUGCGCCAGCGCGCCGCCAUUGCCGAGACGAUUCGCCAGAUUGUCGCCGAUUUUGGCCGUCUCGACGUCGUCGUCGCCAACGCGGGCGUCUGCGCCGACAUUCCCAGCUUGGAGUACACCGAGGAGACGUGGCAGGCAAACAGCAGCGUCAACUACGACGGCGUCAUGUGGACGGCGCAGGCGGCCGGCAAGGUCUUCAAAGAGCAGGGUCGGGGCAACCUGAUCAUCACGGCGUCGGUCAGCGCGACGCUGGUCAAUGUCCCGCAGCGUCAGGCGGCGUACAAUGCCUCCAAGGCGGCGGUGGUGCAGCUGGCCAAGGUGCUGGCCGUGGAAUGGGUCGAUUUUGCGAGGGUCAAUUGCGUGUCACCCGGCUUUGUCGAAACUGAUAUGCUGUAUGACCAGCCCAAGGAGCGCAUGGAGCAGUGGCUCUCUCUGAUCCCCGGCGGCCGCAUGGCAGCUCCCUCGGAGCUGAAAGGAAUCUACGUGUUCCUCGCGAGUGAUGCUUGCUGCUACAUGACUGGUGCCAAUUUGGUAAUGGACGGCGGAUACACGUUGGUAUGA
Messenger RNA from Beauveria bassiana ARSEF 2860, 798 nucleotides. RefSeq names its product oxidoreductase, short chain dehydrogenase/reductase family. Gene Ontology annotation, cellular component: intracellular anatomical structure. Gene Ontology annotation, molecular function: oxidoreductase activity, acting on NAD(P)H, oxygen as acceptor. The record is from RefSeq and is a predicted model, not a curated record. The transcript has 3 exons. The coding region runs from base 1 to 798 and encodes 265 amino acids. Lineage: Eukaryota; Fungi; Ascomycota; Sordariomycetes; Hypocreales; Cordycipitaceae.